GUCAGUUUGUUUACAAAAAAGAAAGAAAUAUUUUAGCGAUUUUGGAAGUUUAUGAUUAAAGAGCCUGUGAUUAUCAAUCGGAUGGAAAAUGUUGGAAGAUUCAACCAGAACCGUGGAAAAAGUGUGGCUUAAAACUGAGCCUACCUACGACGAAUCAUCCAAUGAUGCAGUAGACCUCAUCAAUGCCGACAAAAUCACUUCACCGAUAACAACAGUCAGUUCUACGAUAAAGAAUGAGGAAACUGAGAUUGUGCACAUCAAAUCUGAAUUAGUGUUUGAUGGAAUUGUUGGUACUCCGUCAUCAAUUGUAAAGUCGUCGAACGAUACAACGCAAAAAUUCAACGGUAAAGUUCUUAAGAAAGCAGAUUGCGACAAAACGGGUCCCAAAGUAAAGCCGUUUGUCUGCAGCGAAUGUGGUGCGAGAUUCGCAUUGAAAAGAACUCUUCAGAACCAUCAACGAACCCAUACCGGCGAUAGACCUUUUGUUUGUGACUUAUGUGGAAAGAGCUUCGCCGUAAAAGGUGGUCUCACCCGUCACAUACUAUUGCAUUCAAAUGAGAAGCCGUACACUUGUUCAGAAUGUGGAAAAGGAUUUCGGCAAAGUUGCCAAUUGAAAUCACAUACAUUGACGCAUGCCGGAAUCAAGCAUCUGGUUUGCGAGCACUGUGGAGCAAAGUUUUCAACGACAUCUGGCUUCCGAAUCCAUCAACGAUCACAUAGUGGCGAACGGCCGUUUGUCUGUUCGGAAUGUGGAGAGGGAUUCGUGCGGAGAGGAGCUCUCACCAGACACAUGCUUGAUCACUCCGGUGAAAAGAAAUUCGCUUGCGACAAGUGUGACAUGAGAUUCUUUCAAAAGAACUUGUUACAAUCACAUCAGAAAAUCCACUCAGAUCAUAAGCCUUUCGUUUGUGAAUGUGGGAAAGCAUUCUACCACAGGGCCGGCUUAAAGUCACACAAAGCGACUCAUUUGCAAGUUCGGCCGCAUGUUUGCAAUAUCUGUGGAAAACGAUUCGUUCAAAGCGGUACGUUGAAGAUACAUAUGGUUACGCAUAGUGACGUGAGACCCUUCGGUUGUGAAGUUUGUGACAUGAGAUUCACACAAAGUUUCACCUUGAAAACUCAUAUGGUCAAGAAACAUGGUCGGCUACCAACACCUAGACUGAAACAACACUUGAAGAUGCGAAGUCGAUCGUCUGUCAUUGAGUCAGAUGUGAAAAGUGAUAGCUACGAUAGGAACGUGGAAGGUACACAGUCAUCACAUGGCGAAGUUGUACAUUCGUUGCAUAAAGGAAAACAAAACUCGGAUCGUGCGACCAUCGAUGACAGAUUCAAUGAUUUCAAUGAUGAUGGAACGUGUUCUCCGGAACCCUCAGAAACCAGAUCUAUUUUCAAAACCGACAAUGACGACAACAACUUGAACGAUGAGAACGUUGAGCAUAAGCUCGAAAUGCAACAACCGGAACAGAUUGACGAAAUAGAAAUUAGCAUCGAUGAAGUAAAAGUAGAAUCGGAGGACAAUUUUGAAAAUUUGAGUGAUGGUGAUGUUAGUCAAGAAGAGGAGAAACAAACGCCCAGUGACAAACAAAGUUCCUUUGAAAGUGCACGAAGUCCAUCUGCCAGACUGCCGUUUUCUUGCGACAAAUGCGAUCGAAAGUUUUUGAAGAAUGCGGAUCUGAAAAGGCAUCUACGGAAGCAUCGAGAGCGCACUCAAAUAAUCUGUGAUGAAUGUGGCAAAGGAUUCAAGCAUAACUAUUUGCUCGAAAUGCAUAAACGCACCCACUCCGGUCAGAAACCGUUCAAGUGUGAUAAAUGCGGAGUCAGCUUCACUCAGAGAUCUAACUUAAACACACACAAACGUACCCAUUCGAAACAGAAACCAUUUUCGUGUGACGUAUGCUCAAUGGCCUUUACAACUAAAUCUAGUCUGAAAACACACAAACUACUUCAUACAAAUCAGAAGCCAUUUGCCUGUGAUAUAUGUGGCAUGAGAUUCACGGUAAAACACAAAGUAAAACUCCAUAAAAAUACCCACAGCGGGGAAAAGCCUUACAUUUGUGAAAUAUGUGGUGCGUCAUUUGGGCAAAAAAGUUACCUGAAAAAGCAUAUGCUAGUACAUAGCGGUAUAAAGGCCUAUUCGUGUGACGAAUGCCCAUCCAAGUUUAGUACAAAAAGCGCACUGGUCCAGCACAAAGGAUACUCUCAUCGCGGUGUUGACGAACUCUCACCCCGGCAUAGACGUAAAAUGCAGAAAAUGAAAUUAAUAGCAGCGGGUAACGGUGCGACGAAAGAAGGUGUAUUUACGUCGCUAGGCCAGCCAGCGUUCGUCCCUUGACAAACGUAAGUUGAAGAUUAGUGUACAUAUUUCGCGCGAAUAAAACGAAAAUUUUG
Molecule: messenger RNA, 2388 nt
Organism: Bradysia coprophila
Lineage: Eukaryota; Metazoa; Arthropoda; Insecta; Diptera; Sciaridae
Biological process (GO): regulation of transcription by RNA polymerase II
Molecular function (GO): RNA polymerase II cis-regulatory region sequence-specific DNA binding; DNA-binding transcription factor activity, RNA polymerase II-specific
Source: RefSeq, a predicted model, not a curated record